Acanthaster planci (crown-of-thorns starfish) is the source of this 5916-nucleotide messenger RNA. RefSeq lists its product as uncharacterized. NCBI's taxonomy places the organism in Eukaryota, Metazoa, Echinodermata, Asteroidea, Valvatida, Acanthasteridae. The record is from RefSeq and is a predicted model, not a curated record.
AUUUUUGUAUGAUAUAUAAGACCGCGACCGAGCAGUAUUGGCCUCAAAUUCAGUUACUGAGAAACUGUUCUUAAACUCAAGUUACGUGUACAGUGUAUGCCAUUGUCACAGUGUGUGAGUAAUUUACGCCUAGUACAUGUACGUAGGGAUAGUUAGGCCAGUCCCAGUACACGUAAACUUUAGUCACUAGCCGAUGCCUUUCUAGCCCCACACGUCAACACGUAGGGCUGUAGUGGGUCUCUUUUACAAUCUGUCUCUUAUCUGUCGCCACCACAGCGCAACUUGAACUUCAAGGCAUGUCUUUGAUGCCUGACAUCCCUACAUGGAAAAUAUAUACGGUUUUGGAAAGCUUUGUGCCUUAUGGUGCUCAUUUGAAAGUACAAACUCUGAGGAAUAUGCCGGUGUGUGUAACAUCAAUAGCACCUUCUGAGAGUGCAUGUUUCACUUGCAGUACAGCUGAUGGUGUACCUUAGGAGUGGUUUACUGAUGAGAAGUGGGAAUUUUUGUUGGUGGUAACGCUUGCGCAGGUUUGAAUGGGUUCAUACAAUGCAGUCAUAUGCAGUGUACAUGUACAUGUAUAGCGCGUAUUGUGAGUGGAUGUACAUGUACGUUUGCAAAGCGAUGUGAAUACAGGCCUAGCAGUUGAUGAUCUCACGAAUGGAUGAGCGAAACGCUUGAAGCGAUAGCAUUGUCAGCCACUGGUAUACCAUGCAGAACUACACCAUGGCCUGCAUGUCAGAUCACGGCUCGGUCGUGGACAACCUCUCGUUUGAUGACUACGACCCCAGCCAGGGGUCAAUGGACUUCUUUGGGGACUUUAUGGGUGUGGACAAGAUGGAUGAGGCCGGCUCACCCCAGCAGGAGGACCUCUGUGCCCAGUUGGAGCAGAAGGAGAAGGAUCUGAUCUUAGCUGCCGAGCUUGGCAAGGCCUUGCUGGAACGCAAUGAAGAACUGACCAGGAGACAAGAACAGAUGCAGCAGGAACUGGUAGACAAGAUGGAGGAAGUGGAACAAGAGAAAUACCAUUUACGUCGUCAGCUGGAGGUGGUUAGCGGCGAGUAUGAGAGCAAACUAUUGGACCUCCAGACUGAAAUAGCCUCCUUGCACAAAGAACUGGCCAAUCAGAGGGCAGCACAGAAAACCAUGGAAAGUCAAAAGCAGUCUGCGCUCAAUGAGUUAUCAGAACAAAAUCAACGUCUUGUUCACCAGUUGAAAAAGGCAGCUGAUGUGGAGGACGAAUUAAAUGAACACAUUCAGAGAUUACGCGAUCAGGUUCAUCUAAGACGUCAGCACUCACAAAGAGAAAACACACACGCUACUGAAGACCUACAAAAAGAGGUACAGAGAUUAUCUGCCAAGCGAGGUGAGCUGGAGAGGAGACUACACAUGGCAACCAGUGAUAGAGACUCACUAGCUUCUAAUCUUAAGGAAACUAGCGACAGAUGUGCAAUGCUUGACAAACAGAACAGAGACUUGCAGCAACAGUUGGAACUGCGCGACACAGAGCUGGCCAAGUUACGACAGGUCCACAAUGACACAGCGGAAGAGCUGGAGGAAUUACGCUACCAGGCCACGCUGAACGCCUCAACCCAGGAAAGAAAUGACUUCCAGGGCAACUCGCUGCUGUCGGAGCUAGGUCUUGAAUUGACUGGGGGAGGCCACGGAGCCCGUCCUGAAGCAACAGACAAUGGAGAAGAUGAAGAACAGGAAGACGACAUUGAAUGCGAUGUGGUGGAUGGACAAUUUUAUCAGGAGGAAGUCACAGGUACAGAGGGGACGGAGCCACAAACAGAGGAGGGUGGACAUCUCUGCUCUGCUAGAGGUGAUGGUACCGACAGUGGAAAUUUGGCUGGUAGUUGUACAUGUAACCUAGAUAGCCAAACGCUGCAGGAUGUCUUAAAUGAAGUUCAUUCCACCCUUUCUAAGCUAGUCCAUGAAUUAAAAGCCUUCCAAGUAACAAACAGCCCUAUUGGCUCACCUCAUCAUUCACCCAAAAGAGCAGCCAAUGAGAUGACCCGUAAAAGAGCACAACCAGACGAGGUCAGGACUUUGCUAAGAGAUUUAACAAGUGUCACGGAUGUUAUCACCAGGAGAAGAGACAGCUGUAGCCAGGGUAUUUCAUCGAGUGCCAAUGACAGCCAGAUUGAGGCACUGGAGAGCCACAUUGAGGCACUGCGAGGCGAGUUAUCUAGUACUCAAGCUCACAUUGAACUUCUGCAAUCAGAAAUAGACAGACAGGAGAAUGACUUGAAGAAGAAGGAUACGGAGAUAUGUACAGUCUCUGCCAGGACAAGGUACAAGCUGACCCAGAUUCUUUAUUCAGAGGUUCGAAACCUCGAGCAUGAGUUAGAGUUGGCAUGGGCCCCAGCAGCAGGGUUUACAGCGUCCUGUGAUGAGACCGAUCUCAGUAGCUUGUCCAGUGAGGAUGACAAGCUUGAGGAGAGGGGAAACUUAUCUUUGCCUGUUCCACAGAGAAAGCCAUCUGUACACUCUCUAGACCUGUCAUCCAAUGUUAGUCAAGAAGAAGUCAUCGAUCGACUGCAGAGUGAACGAGAUGAAGCCAUUCUCAGGCAAACAGCUGCAGAGCAGGCCUUGUUUCAGGCCAAAGCAGAUAUGAACAAGUUGGAUGACCAGUUGAUUGGAGCUAUUAAGCAGAAAGUGAGUUUGUCUGAACAGCUGGACCAGUGGCAGAAUGAUAUCCAUCAGCUCCUUGACCAGCGUCUCAAGAAGCAGCUGACGAGGCAAGAAGUCAAGAAACCAGACACCAAGAAACGCAAGGCUUCUCCUCAGAAGAGAUUCCCUUUCUGGAGUUGAGAUUUACCAAACAAUUGUUACAGUCCUACUGUAGGGGGGUCUCAGGCCCGUCAAGAAUUAAAUUGGCGUCGCCGCCAUGAAAAUCGUUUCAGCUGCAUAAACAGGAAACGGUCAUAAUAAUGUCAUACAAUUGUAAUGUUUUUUUUUAACUUUUGGGAAUCUGUGCAGGGUUGAGAUGCAAGAUUUGGUGCUGAUGCUAUUUCUCUUACAAGGGAAAUUUCAAGUUCUGUUGAAGAUUUUUUUUCAUCAUUUUCCAUUUGAGGAAUCCCGUCUUACAGGUAUAGCGGUUUUGUUUCUCAUUCAACAUUUAAACUGAGAAUCUGUCUUUUUAUUAUGCCGAUACCGAACUAAGAAGUACAGGAAAAGGGUUUUAAAAACGAAAAUAUGCAAACUUGAGUCCAAAAUGUAUGUACUUUUUUUACAAAAUGACCUAGACAUUGUCAAUAUUUAUAUGAAGCUGAAUGUUUUUAUCAGUUCCAUUUAUCGGCAUUAAGACAGUGCUUCCAAUCUCGUAAAUGCUAACCAAAAACAUUAGUGAACUGAAUCAGGAAUUAUAAAAAUGGACAUUCCCUUAAAUCUGGAAGGACUCAGUGAAUGCUUUUUCCAGGCUUUUUGUGCUCAGAUGUAGUGUAUUGUUGAGAGGUUGUAGUCAUUUUCAGAAUGGAUUAUGUAUUGGUUCACGUAAGGUUACGUCAGCCAGUGAAAAAGUCUCUUCAGUGGGUCAGUGAGGGUUACUUGUGUUUCUGCAGGUUGGAUGGUUGGUGUGCCGUGAUUCCACGAACACUGGCAAGAAAAACUGAUACAACUCCAUUCUUUGCUGAGGUUUUCCAAAAUGGCUGACUCAAAAAAUCAUGCUUUAGUCAUGGUUGAAAAAUAUCCUAUCCAACACAAAUCCCAAUUUUUCCAUGUAACACUAGAAACAUACAACUUGGAAGUUAAAUUUCUGAGAAUAUAAGACUACACAUUGUGUGCCCAUUUUGAUGAGAACGGCUCUCUCGAUGGUCCUGCCAUUUGGGGGGGCUCUAGCCAGUGCUGUGCUAUCGUUCACAUGGGCAGAAUCGAGACAUGUCAAUGCUGAUUGCCAUGCACACAUUGUACAGGUUCGUUCGUGAACCAUGUACGUUCUCCAGAAUAGGAAGUGUACCUCGGGAUUUCUGGAUACUAUUGCUGGUCCGUCAUGAACAGUGUGUGAGGUCAUUGUAUAAAGUCUUUAAUCUCAGGACCACCAUACAUCACCUUUGCACUACGAAUUCUAAAAGGGGAGGGGUAUUGCAUAGUGUGUGGCUUGUGUUCAGAUGUUAUUUUUUGAAGUUGAAUUAUGUUAGUCAGACGUAAUACUUGUGAAUUUUGUGCAAGCACACGCAGCAGAAUAGAUAUGUAAACCCAAGUAGAUGCUGUCAUUGGUGGAGUGAGUGGUACAUUGUGUCGUAGCUGUUGGAGUUGACUUUUGUGCAGAUUGCAUGAAAGUGCUUUGCGUAAAUUUUCUGAGCAGGGAAGAAUCUGGCUGAACCAGAUGAGUUAACUGGCCCAAGAAGGAACAGAGACUGUCGAGGGUGUGCUUACACCAGAUCUUGCCUGCCAAUGGCCAGGAGUUCACAUCACCCAUUUUUGACUGAAUGUACUCAAAUCCGGGAGCCAGUAUCACUGAACUGCCAGGCAGGAAACAUUGCUCAGCGAGUUUUUGAACGGUUAACAACUAUCAACUGGACAUAUCAACCAAACUGCUUUUUCGUGCGCUAAGCAAAUUCAAGUGCUCACCACCCCAUGAAAUGUGGCCCUGGUGCUUGAGAUCUUUGGGUGAGGACAUUUGUACAGCAGCAAUGACACUUGAGUUUCCUUAAUAAGGUUUUCAGCAUUUCCUUGCUAAUAGCAAGGUGUAUUAGCUGGGUAAGCUUUUGUUCAUGAACAUUGGCCUGGUCUUUCAACUUCCGUAUAUGAAGUGGAAAUGUAGAAUUUGUGCAAUGAAUAGUGAGUAGUUAAAGGCUGGUUUGUACUUUAUGCCAAAGCAAAGCAAAUUCGACCUCAAGAAAAGUUUGCAAUGAUAUUUGCUCUAGUUGAAAUACAUUCAACAUAUGCAAAUUCACAGUGCAAAUAUUUAACUAAAAGUCACUAAUUCGCAGCAAGUAUGAACUGGCCUGUUGGUACGUGUUGGAGAAAAUUCUUCAAUAUCAAUGUGUUGAAGUGAACAGCUUGAACACUGGAGUGAUAUUAUUGAAAUUUUGACUGAAAUAUGUUAUAUCAUUUCGGUGAUCCAUAAUUUUCAAUCAAGUAUAUUUUAUAAAAGGAAAAUCUCAAUAUAAUUUCUGUUUUGGGGUUUUUAAUAUUUUUCACAUUCAUCACAAUUUAUGUAUAUAUAUGUGGAAAAUGAUUACAUGUAUAUGAUUGACAAUUUAAACUGUACAUAGAAUUUUUCCUGUGGGUAUAAAUGUUGAUAGUAGCAUAUGUCUGAAAAUGUGCAAUACUAGUAUCAAACAAUGCAGUCACUGUAAGUUCCACUGAAAUGCAUUUGCUUUGAGAUCCACAUAUUGAUUUGCUUAAAAAGCACUAUUUCAAGAAUUUGUUUUUGCAAGUAAACAGUAGUCACAAAAAAGUUGACAAGACAAUUUGACAGCAGCUUUGUAAAACUUAAAACACAGCUGAAACUGGAAAAGAAAGCCUUCGAGGAGCGAGCUACCGAGUUCCAUUAUUUCUCCUUCCAGUGCCCAUCAAACAUUAAGUGCACUGAUCACACAGAUUCUCAUCACUAAGAUUAAGGAUCAAGUGGAACUUAUUGGUUGUUGGGCAGAAAUCCCCUUUUUUGCACAAACAAAAUUUAUUUCAAAGUGGGUACACUUGCAAUAGAUAUCACAAGCUCGUUUCCAUUGAUUUUUCUUCGUAGUUUUGUGUUCAGUAACUGUAGAAAUUGUUGUAGAAAGGAUACAUGUGUGGACCUGUGCUUUAAGAAGUGCAAGGAAUAUGUCACUUUGUCAUAUCUGCAUGGCUUGCCGGUACAGUAUGGUGGCUGUGUCGAGUAAACAUGACAUUUUGGAAUUAUUUAUUAAACUUCAUGAAAAUUGGAAUAAAUACUGUAGCUCGGAUGUUUAUUAUAUUGCACUGCUUAAA